Messenger RNA from Zophobas morio, 4572 nucleotides. RefSeq names its product tyrosine-protein kinase-like otk. Bases 244 to 3534 code for a protein of 1096 amino acids. Gene Ontology annotation, molecular function: cell-cell adhesion mediator activity; protein tyrosine kinase activity; ATP binding. Gene Ontology annotation, biological process: regulation of canonical Wnt signaling pathway; dendrite self-avoidance; homophilic cell-cell adhesion. The transcript has 14 exons. The record is from RefSeq and is a predicted model, not a curated record. Gene Ontology annotation, cellular component: axon; plasma membrane. NCBI's taxonomy places the organism in Eukaryota, Metazoa, Arthropoda, Insecta, Coleoptera, Tenebrionidae.
UUCCCUUCUGUCUGGCUCAUCAGGCAUCAGACCGAACCAGAACCAGAGCCAAAGCCAGUUUCGUAUGACUGUCGUAGGGGUGCACAGGCUCCGUGUGUGUGUACGUUACGUUAUCUAUUGUUUACUACGGCUUCACGGUUACAUUGACUGACUUACACGAAAUGUGAACUAAACUUUAUUUAUUUGUGUUUAUUUGUGCACACGUGAUAAUUGUUUGUGAUUGUUUAUUUUUUAUUUUUAAAAAUGUCUGGUCUUUAUUUUGUAUUUUUUGUGUUCGUCUUAGCACAUGUGGUUUAUUCAAACGAGGAACCAUACUUCAGUGAGAGUCCUAAAAAUGUCGACGUAGUGCAGGGUGAAUCCGUUACUCUACCUUGUAAGGUGACACCCGGAAUAGGGAUGACGUACUAUUGGGAGCUCAAUGGUUCUAAAAUAGCCAACACAACCCGCCGAUACCAGCAGGGUUCCAACCUCCACAUAACACGCGUGGACCGCGAACGCGACUCAGGUCAGUUCACCUGCAUAGCAGAAGAGUCUUCAGCCAGCCGUUCCAUCACGAGUUCAGGGGCCUUGCUCAACAUUCAAUGGAUAGACGAAGUGGCCGUACAACUGCAAGAACCCGAAUCAGCUUCGUUUAUAUCACGAGGAAGUGACGUAACGCUCAGGUGUCACACAGAUGCUUCCGGAGAUGUCCACUACGAAUGGUUUCGCAAUUCCGACCGCCUCAUAAAGAACGAUAGAGUGGAAAUCAAGAAAAAGAGACUUCACAUCAAGAGCGUAGGACCUUCCGAUAAUGGCAUAUACCGGUGCUCAGCUAAUAACACAGCAGGAACACGUCACAGUAACGUAAAUUUCGCUCUUGCGGUUGCAGGUGAUCAGAGUGCUUUAAUCCAAGUGGUUCCAAAGGACCAAUUAGUACGUAAAGGUGGGACGGCGUAUUUCGAUUGUCAGUACUCGCAAGCUGAAGUGACUCAGUGGUACUUCAAGAAGGAUACGAGACCACUAGAAAAUAACAAAAAAUAUGUUAUUCAUUCUAAUGGUACUCUUCAAAUCAAUGAUGUUCAUGGCACGGACAAAGGAGUUUAUAGUUGCGUUGGGAUCCGCAGCGAGUCCACCGAAGUGCCUCAGACUUACAUUGCUGAAUUAAAAAUUGCUUAUUUGAAAGAUUUUACAUCCAAGUCCUUUGAGCCUCCAUUCCCGGACGAGUCCAGGGAAGUAGUAGCAGCAGAGGGAAGUCUGUUCCAGUUAUCAUGUUUAGAACCCGACAGUUUACCUCCGGCAAAGAAAUGGUGGUUAAACAUAGCAGGGCAUACAAUUUCUGAUUCCGGCGAAGUGAAAGUGGACGACGAUGGCAGAUUAAUAAUAGAUUCGGUGAAAAUGAGCCAGGCUGGAAACUAUACCUGCGUAGCGGAAAAUAUGGCGUCUAAAACUGAGGAAACUGUUGAAUUAAUCGUCCUAAGUAAACCUGUGAUUACCUUACAUCCCUCGAGUGUAACUGUUGACGAGAAUGAUCCGUCAGUUUUAACGUGUGAUUACGAACCCAGAACACAUUUCACGACAGUAAGGUGGAGGAAGGACGGGAAAACAAUGAAGCAUGAUUUUAAUGAGUCUCCGUUGGAUCGUCAAAGGAUUAAAAUUUUUAAACAUAACGCUACGCUGCUGAUACGAUCAACUGAAACGCAGGAUCGAGGAGAAUAUGUGUGUGAAUUAGUAACGAAGGGUUUUGAGCCCGUUCUGUCGCAGCCAGCCACUAUAUCUGUGAUUGAACAACUGAAGUUUGUACCUCCACCCGUAAAUAAGAAACUGGAACUUUUAAGUGUAGCAAGAGUUCACUGUAAGGCUCAAGGAACACCACCGCCAAUCAUCACAUGGGAAAAAGAUGGCGUCCCGCUCGAAUACUCCGACUCCCGUAUUAGUAGCAUGAACGGAACUCUUAUAUUCAACAAAGUAUUAAAUGAAGAUAAGGGAAAAUAUACAUGUACGGCUAGUAGUAGCCAAGGAACAAUUAAUAUGACUAUCAACAUUGAUGUUGUCGUGGCUCCAAAAUUCAGUGUCCAACCUAAAAACCCUACAGAAGCUACAGAGGGUCAGUCAGUCACUAUAGACUGCGUGGUUGAAGGCGACCCCAAACCCACAAUCCACUGGGACAAAAAUUUAAAAAUGAACGAUUUCGAUCAAUCACGAUUUACUGUUUUGGAAAAUGGUACUUUAUUCAUUAGUGAAGUUCACAGAGAUGAUGAGAAUAAGUAUGGAUGCACGGCGGGUAACAGCGCUGGGCUGAACAGACAAGAAGUACAACUAAUUGUUCACUCACGAGACGGUUUCCUACCAGAAGGUGACUCCACGGUGACCAAAGCUGUGCUAAUUACGAUGUCUGUUGCUGGAGCGUACAUUGUUUUAGUAAUCGGUUUGAUGGUGUGGUGCAGGUACAGAAGAAGAUCAAGAAAAGUUCCUGUCACUGAUGCUGCAAAAACCGAAAAUGGCGACUUAGAUCAUGCCGAACUUAAAGACGGUGUGAAUGGACGUUGUGCUGGCACGUCAAAACUCGAAACGAACGGUAUUGAAUCUUUGAAAGAUGGCCAAAAAAGUGACGGAGCAGAAACUACACACUCUCAAAGCUCAAGUCAAUCGAAAAAAUCUAAAUCCAACUAUGAUAAAUUAGCUUUAUCAAGGAGUCACCUCAGAGAGACAAAGUUGAUUGGUCGUGGCGAAUUUGGAGAUGUAAUGGUAGCCAAAAUUUCAAAAAGUGCACUUUCAUCUGAGAAACGGAAUUCGCAAGCCAGUACACCGAGUUCGACUGAGGACAAAGAAUUAACAGUAUUGGUGAAAGCACUAACCCAAACCAAAGAUGAAAAUUCUUUGUCUGAAUUUAAAAGGGAACUCGACAUGUUUACUAAAAUGUCGCACGACAAUGUAACGAAAUUGUAUGGUUUAUGUCGGGAAGCAGAACCUCACUACAUGAUCCUUGAACAUACAGAUUGGGGUGAUUUGAAACAAUUUUUAGUUGCUACUCAGAAGGGAUCGUCACCUCCGUUAACACCAGUUCAGUGUGUGGGGAUAGUUCAUCAGCUGUGUCAAGGUUUGGACCAUUUGGCUUCUACUCGUUUAAUACAUAGAGAUUUAGCAGCAAGAAAUUGUCUAGUCACUUCCGCUUUGAAAGCUAAAGUUGGUCUUCCACGACUUACUAGAGAUCCUUACAGUCAAGAAUACUGUAAACAUAUGAAUCAGAUAAUUCCAUUGCGGUGGCUUCCAUAUGAGGCAGUGUAUGAAGAUGAAUAUUCUACUAAGAGUGAUAUUUAUUCUUUUGCUGUUGUUGUAUGGGAAAUAUUUAAUCAAGGCGAAUUACCUUUCUCUAAAAUGAAUGAUACAAGCUUUCUCAAUAAGCUAAAGGAGAAAAAACUGGAAUGGAAGCCUCAUUCCUCAACCCCAGAAUCUUUACAGAAGUUACAAGAAAACUGCUGGGACAUUAAUCCACAGAAUAGGCCGACAUUCUCCGAAUUAGGUAAAGAAAUCGAAGACAUACUUAAGUCCAUGUAAAUAUUUUAUUUAUUACAAAACGAAAGUCAUAUAAACCAAAUUUAGAAUAUGAAAUUAAUAAUCAUAUAAGCUUCCAGUUUAUUGAAAACAAAUAUUAAGUAUUAAUUGCAAGAUUGAACGCAAAUUGUGUCUUGUGUGUACUAUUAUUGUAAUUUUUUUAUUUAUAUUAGCAGCUAAGUUUUAUGAGUUUGUAAAAUUUAUAAGAUUUUUGAUCUCAAAUUAUACUUGGCUAAAAGAAGUCUAUAAAAUUGUACAUAUCAUUUUUUUAUUUAAGUAUGUAGGUAAUGUAUAAAGCAUAUCAUUAAGGUAAUUUUAAGUUACAUUAUUGUAUAUUGAUUGUCUUGAGCCACGAAGCACUGCCAAAAUACUCUUGAAGACAACGUAAUAUACAAUCGAGUACAUAGACUGUUUUACAAUAAUGGUAUUGUCAAUAAUACAGUGUAACAAUAUUUGUCAAUCAUAUUCCAACUUCAAUAACAAGUGUUCUUUGCUCAUAGCUUUUUAUAUUGCACAUUUUUAUAUAGGUACUAUUAUACAUAGUCUUUGUAGUUUUCAGGAUUUUAUUGUAGUUUGUUUUUACAAUAUUCAAAGUUCACAUUGUACUAAUGUAAUAGCAUGACAUUAUCAGAUGUACGUUAUAGUCUAUCCAACGCUUUUAUACGCAGUCAAUGUAGAAAAAAAUGUAAAGCCUAACACGUUAUAAUGAGGCUUUGCUGAUACCAGUGUUUCUCAACUAGAUGUGGACAAUUAAAAACCAGUGUUUUGACUAUGAAAAUAUUCGAACUUUUUUUAAUGUACCUAUACAUGUUUGUACUUAAAUGAUAAAUGUACAUUAUUAAAAAAUAUUGUUAAUUAUCCCAUCAAAAUGUAAUGCGGACUAUUAUUAAUGAAUUACAUUUGUAUGAUACAUGAUCUGUCCAUAUAUUUUAGUGACGUAGCUUUUUAUAAUGAUUUUAUACCGUAUUGUCCAUUUUUAUAUAAUUAUGCAUAAUCAUCUCUUGUGAUACGUAUUCUAAAAUACAAAAAUAUACCAACAAA